Messenger RNA from Prorocentrum cordatum, 414 nucleotides. Lineage: Eukaryota; Dinophyceae; Prorocentrales; Prorocentraceae. The record is from the annotation of a GenBank genome assembly.
UCAGUUACAACGCUGGGAUCAGCGCGUGCGAGAAGGGGGAGCAGUGGCACCAGGCUCUGGCGUUGCUCGCCGAGAUGCGGGAGGCGAAACUGGAGCCCAACGUUCUACAGCGCUGGGAUCAGCGCGUGCGAGAAGAGCGAGCAGUGGCAGCGGGCUCUGGCUCUGCUCGACGAUAUGUGGAAGGCGAAGGUGCAGCCCAAUGCCUUCAGCUAUAGCGCCGGGAUCAGCGCGUGCGAGAAAGGGGCGCAGUGGCAGCGGGCCGUGGCUCUGCUCAGCGAGGCUUGGCAGGUGAAACUGGAAGCCAAUUCAGCUACAGCGCUGGGGUCAGCGCGUGCGAAAAAUGUUGGCAGUGGCAGUGGGCCUUGGAACUGCUCAGCGAGGCGUGGGAGGUCGAGCUGGAGCUCGACCACAUGA